AUGAUUGCCGUUCUGCUGGCUGUCACGGCCAUGUACAGCAUCCAGGGUUGCAUCUAUGGCUUGAGCGACAGUACCAUCCCGCAGCUGCUGAAUCGAAAGGAAACCUCUCUGGGAGCCACUGAGGUUCUGGCCAUCGUUCAUCUUCCUGCAGCUCUGAAGGUCUUUUUUGCACCUCUGGUGGAUUAUGGUGCUCAAAACAUUCCAGGGGGUUACAAGAACUUGAUGAUUGCCUUGCAAGGCCUCGUGGCUGCUGCCUUACUGGCCCUCAUCCCUCUACUGCCUGAAGCGUUGCAGAAAGGCCGCUCGGGAGCUGAAGAGCUGCGAUGGCCUUUGUUCCGGGUGGCCUUGUUGAAUGCAACUGGAGAUUUGAUUCUGGAUGCGUUUGCUCUGAGGCAGAUGCCGGCGAAUCGGCAACACCUUCCGGCAGUAUGUCAGGUGAUUGGAAUCUUUGUUGGCACGACAGUUGCGAAAUCAGGACUUUUCCUAUUGAUGAAGCUGGAAGUCCUUUCAGUGGAAGGGGUAGUGGCAGGUUUUGUGGGUUUUAUGGCAAUCACUGCUUUGCUUGCGGUGCUCGCGGUUGCUCUGGCAGGCAAGGCCGACAGGAAUUUAGCAAUGGUGCACUUCCGCGACGUGUUGCAGGGGUUCUGGGUCUUCACAACACAUCGUCCCAACAUGGCACAUUGGCUCUUGUAUCAGUUCUUCAUGCCAGCAGUCAACUUUCAUCACACCGUGGUCCUUCCGAGUCGCUAUGAGCAGUGGGGGUUCCAGGGUGAAGACUAUGCUGCUUACGACUUGCCAUUGGCCUUAGUCACGCUGAGUGUCCUGGUGGUGGCCUCCACAGCUACUAAAGACACCAAGAGACAGCUCUCCUGGGUCAUGAUGGGCUAUAUCUGUGAGGCGCUAGUGGUACUCGGUUUAGUGGCCCAAUACUGCUCCUGGUCGGGAAAGCCCACGGCCACCUUCAAAUUCACAUAUGCCGUGCUCAACAAGUUGCACGAUCUCUUGUUCUUUGUUUGCGACAUGCUGGAGUUUGCUUUCAUGGGUCAAGUCGCAAACCUGGAGCCCAAGCUGGUGGCGACUCUGGCCACCAUCCAACUUCAGUCUUCAACUUUUCGAACUUCUUUUACUCCUGGCUAG
Molecule: messenger RNA, 1137 nt
Organism: Durusdinium trenchii
Lineage: Eukaryota; Dinophyceae; Suessiales; Symbiodiniaceae
Source: the annotation of a GenBank genome assembly